GCCGCCUUUCCGCUUCCGCGCCACCCCCUCCGUCCCUGGCUUGUGGUGAUGGCGGCCGCUGAGUCCCUCUCUCCGGAGGAGCUGCUGCCCAAAGGCGUCUCGGGCAAGGCCGAGGAGCUGGAGGACGAACUGGAGGAGGAAGAGGACGACGAGGAGCUGGACGAGACGCUGGCGGAGCGGCUGUGGGGGCUAACGGAGAUGUUUCCCGAGAGCGUCCGCUCGGCGGCCGGAGCCACUUUCGAGCUCUCGCUGACGGUAGCGCAGAAGAUGUACAGGUUCUCCAGGGCAGCUCUGUGGAUCGGGACCACCUCCUUCAUGAUUUUGGUUCUUCCUGUUGUCUUUGAAACUGAAAAACUGCAGAUGGAGCAACAGCAGCAGCUGCAGCAGCGACAGAUCCUCCUUGGACCCAACACGGGGCUCUCAGGGGGAAUGCCAGGGGCCCUGCCACCACUGUCAGGAAAAAUCUAAUUUGUGGGAGCUACCUUGGAUUCAUAUCAUGUGGGAAGACCUUGAGAUGAUGACAUGCCGAACUGUUGAUUUGUUGGGUCAGGGCAUUUUAUUUUAUUUCAUGUUUUUUCGGUUGUUCGGUUUUUUUCUGUUUGUUUUUGUUUUCCUUUGGGACAUUGACCUGUUCAUUAUGUGGGGGGGGGGACGGGGGGAAAGAAGCCCCCCCUCUGGACCUGACAGUGGCUCCUGUCUGCCUCCUCCCCCUCCGCAGAAGUCUCGAUUCUCUCCUUUUAUCCAAUCAGUGCACCAUAGCCCCUCACAGACUUGAACUGGGGGGAGUUACUCUUCCAGACUCCUUGUGCCCACCCCUCCCCAGCCACCCCCCCCCGGGACACAGGGCAGGUGGUGGCCAAACAAAACAAACCCUCUGCGGGCUCACUGGGAGCCAAAGGACACUGGUGAUAGGAGGAGGGACCUUCCCCAUGGGUGAAGCCAAGGAAGGAGGGGUGCAAGGAGCCAUGGAGAUGGAGAAUGCUCUCCGGGAAGACGUGCGUGCAAAAACACUUUCACUGCAACUCUGCGUGUGUGUGUGUGUGCGUGUGUGUGUGUGAGUAGUGAGGGAGCAGCAGGCUGGGUUCAAGACGAUCACAUCUGCGCCGGUCCUCUGCCUCAUAAAGUAGACCUUGGGAUGCCGGCUGCGUAUUUUUUUGUAUUGAAUAUUAAAUAAAUCCGACCUGAGCAGUGUGGUUUUAA
This is a messenger RNA of Calypte anna (Anna's hummingbird), 1200 nucleotides long. It is a transcript of the gene TOMM22, whose product is annotated as translocase of outer mitochondrial membrane 22. Gene Ontology annotation, cellular component: mitochondrial outer membrane. The record is from RefSeq and is a predicted model, not a curated record. The coding region runs from base 49 to 468 and encodes 139 amino acids. Lineage: Eukaryota; Metazoa; Chordata; Aves; Apodiformes; Trochilidae. Gene Ontology annotation, biological process: intracellular protein transport. The transcript has 4 exons.